Messenger RNA from Ceratina calcarata, 6920 nucleotides. Its product is annotated as E3 ubiquitin-protein ligase MYCBP2-like. Gene Ontology annotation, molecular function: ubiquitin protein ligase activity. NCBI's taxonomy places the organism in Eukaryota, Metazoa, Arthropoda, Insecta, Hymenoptera, Apidae. Gene Ontology annotation, biological process: regulation of synaptic assembly at neuromuscular junction; axon guidance. The transcript is spliced from 30 exons. The coding region runs from base 410 to 6907 and encodes 2165 amino acids. Gene Ontology annotation, cellular component: plasma membrane; nucleus. The record is from RefSeq and is a predicted model, not a curated record.
CUCUGGUUUUAAUUUGAGUCGUGUUUCAUCAAAAUCUGUGGAGUGAAACUUGAAAUAUACGAAUUUUUCUUCGUAUCGAAGAAUUUAUAAUUCGAAUUUCAGUUGGGCUUCGUUUGCAUAGCAAUCGAGUUAAAAUACUGUUACACGAAUUAUUCUAUUCUAUUUUAUGUAUCAUUGUGUCUGUGUUCGCCAAUAUUUGAAUCGACUGGCUUGCACUUAUUCUGCAUAUUAUAAUGAUGAAAAUUAAAUUUUUGCAUGUGUGUAUGCCAAGCGGGUCGGGAAUCGUUUUGGGAAUAGUUGUAUGAAUACGGUGCAAUGCGAUCACAUGGGGAAGGCGAGAGAAUGACAACGAUCAAUAGUAUUACGAAAAUGAAUUGGUGAUUCAUUCGUUGAAAAUUUUGUGCACAACAUGGUGUCUGGGGACCACGAACGGUUGCUGCCCGAGCCGGAGAAUUACGUGAAAUGUUUUUACGACCUUUUCAAAAGUAUUGCCGACGCACAGAGAAAUAAGGAGGAAUGGAAAAAAUGCAAGAAAAAUAAAGCUGUGUGCAAAAGGGAUAAGAAAAAGAUUGAUUUGAAUGGUGAUGCAAAUUAUAAUACUGCACUAGAAGUAGAAUUAUCCUGCAAUGCUUCUGCAUUCGCUGUAUUUGCUAGUGUUAGGAGUGUCAUUUUGGACAAGUAUGCCAGAACAACAAGUGAGAUUUCUAGAGCAUUGAACUGCAAUUCUCCACUACCACAAGAACAUAGUGAAACUAUUGAUUCAGAAAGUGAUGAUGAGGAUAGGAUAUCAACUAUACAGAGCUUACCAAAGAUUGUAGGUAUCGGUUUAAGAAGUGUUUUCACAUUGAUGAGAGAAAGUAGAACAAUUGAACCUGUUUUAUGUACAAAAGCAUUAUCAGCUUUAUUGGAUAUAUUACAAGGACAACUUCCUGAAGGCCUGAAAUCUGAACCAGAUGAUGUUAUUGAUCCACUUUUUGAUUUAUUAUUGGAUCUUGCCACUUCACAUGGCCCGGAAUCAGCUGCUGCCAAUGAUGGUAGUCAUUUGACUGCAGUUGCUUGUGCUUGUUUAUUGAGUCUUGUGGUUGUCCGAGGUGAUACUGGCCGUUUGUUAGCAGCGAUAGCAGCUUUACUCAUGUGUCCCAGAGCGUUAGCAGUUCAAAAUAUACAAAUGCCAUGUGUUUUAACAUCUUUGCAAAGAAGUGUGCAAGCUGUUUUACUUGGGAAACUUGCACGGCCAGAUUGGAUUACAUAUGGAGUUCCUGAAUGUACUAAGAUUUAUACUUCUACGCUUAAGUUACCAAAUGAGAUAAAUAAUGUAGUGCUAAAUGGGCGAAGUUUCGUGAGUGAUGGAAAGUACCUGUAUCUGCAUACAAGUAGAGGAUUAUUAAAGAUUGGUAGUGGUCAUGGUGGAACUAUUUGGGGUCAUAUGUAUAUUCAAAAAGCAGAUUUCUAUCCAACAGAAACGGGCUGGCUCGGUUACGCAAAUAAUACACUGUAUUUUAAGUAUACACCCAGGAAACGAAGCGAGCUAUUAAUUAUCGAUGCAGAGACUCUUACAGUUACGGAAAUCGCUGUUUUAGAAGGUCGUGAUUGGUCAUCCUCUGUUAUGUUCUCUGAUGGGGAAUGUUUAGGAAUGAUUACAGCUGGAAAAGAUGAUGGUUUUGUAGUCAGAACAAUAAAUACAUUAAGUAAUCCAGUAACAGUUGCAUCAGAAUUGCCAUUGAAAUUGGCAAGGAAAUGUGUAGAUGUUUUUGGAUAUGCUACUUUCGAUGAAGAGCAAGCGGUUCAUACAUUAAAUUCAGGCUGUGAUGAUGAAAUUAUGACAGUUACAGCAGGGAAAGAAUUUGCUUUAUUAAAAACAGUGUCUGGGAAAGUUCUGUACAGUGGAAAAGGAACUGCGCUUGGUAUGAAAAAUAAUACGAGGCCUAAUAGAUGGAUAGAGCUAUCGCUUGGGAAAGGGCCGAGAGUUGUAAAUUUCGCAGCUGGUCAUGAUGGUCAACAUGUUGUAAUGGUUCUGGAAGAUGGAUCGGUUUUGUUUGCUGGUACUGCUAGGCGUGGAGAGGAUGGUGAUAACAAUAAAGUCAGGCGUCAACCUAAACCGGUGAAACCAAAAAAGAUAACAAAAGUGGAAGGGCAGUGCGUUGUGGAUGCUGCUUGUAAUAACGGAUCAACAGCUUUAGUUACAAAAGAGGGUUCUUUGUUGAUGUUUGGGAAAGAUACAUUGCAUAGCGAUCCUGUUUCGGGACUGGUUAUUGAUCUCAGAGACGUUUGCGUUGUUCAUGUAUCGCUAGGAAAAGCUCACGCGGCUGCAUUAACUAAUAAAGGACAUUUGUACACGUUCGGAAUUAAUAAUAAAGGCCAAUGUGGUAGAGAUUUUACAACAGUUCACAGUAUCACUGUAAAUAAAGAUAUGUCUAUCGUUGCUGUGGAGAUGGGUCCAGCAGAAGAAGAACUUCUAAUAACCGAAGAAGAUGGUAUGGAAUCUAUGGAAGAUUGGGAAGAAGCAAAGGGAAUGUGCCCUCCAGGGUUGCACCAGUGGAGACAUCGAGUUUGCAUGGUUUGCACAGUAUGUCGUGAAUGCACUGGUUACAGUAUAGCCUGUUUAAGCGGCAUGCGCCCAGACCGAAAUCCAGGCCAGGAAUGCGGGUGCGGUGAAGGAGAUAGUGGAUGUGCGGAAUGCGGAUGCUGCCGUACUUGUGCGAGGAAGAGUUGUGCUAAUGGUAGAUCAAGUUCAAAUUUUCGGGAAUAUUUGCAAAGACGCUUGGGAGAAAUAAAGCAAAAGCAGCGAAUAAAAGCAGGCCCUAGUACUGCAAAGUAUGCGAUGAAGAUGAAAGGUCCGAAUAAUCAAAGGCUAGCUGGGCCAAGCGUGAUGCAGAAAGCUGCUGGUAAAAUGGCUAUAGGAUUAGGUACUAAUUUAAUAAAUGAAGAAGGCAUUGGCGGAAGUGACAUUGAACGAGGAGAUGCUGCAAGAAUUGCUAGUAUACCACCAGCUAGAGUUCCUAUACCUAGUGAAAGUCCAGUGGUGCAGGUAUCCUGUGGUUUACAUCAUACAGUGGUACUUUUACAAAAUGGAGAGGUUUAUACGUUUGGAAGCAACAUUUACGGUCAGUUGGGCGUGGGUGAUCUGAUAGCACAUGGCGGACCAGUUCAUGUCAAAUUGCCAGGAAUCGCAACGCAAGUUGCUGCUGGGAGCAAUCACACUGUUGUACUUACAUCAAAAGGCGAAGUGUUUACAUUUGGAGCUUAUCAAAAAGGGCAAUUGGGUAUAAAUUGGUGGAAUGGACAAAAUGAAUCAGCGAAUGCCGCUCCGCAUGCGAGUCGUCGCUCUGAUAGAACGCAACCGCGGCAUUGCUUUCCAAAUGCAAUACCGAACAUUGGUCCUCAGUGGCGUAGACGGGCAACAUGGGUUGGCGCGAGUGGAGAUCAAACUUAUGUGAAAAUCGAUGAAAUGAAUUCUAUUAGUUUAACAAGGAGUACUGUUAUGGCAAAUAAAAAUUGCAUAAUUUUAAUUCCACAUCAAACCGAUCAUGCGAAUUCCUUCAAAUGUCUAGUUAUAAGCAAACGAGAUGGUACUUGUAAUAGUUACAGCGAACCGGAUCAAGUCGACUUCAGUAAUUGUGCUGCGUGUUUAGAUCCUUUAUAUAAUGUGAUUUGGACUUUUAAUCCUAUGAAUAAUGAAAUAAGCUUAUAUAAUAUAAUAUCAACGGAAGCUAGAACAAUUCCUGGCUUGGAAGCAUCAAUUCUGAGUCCAGGUUUAGCAUUACCAGUAAUAUCUAACUGUUUUGUAACGCGUUCUCAAGCUGCAAUGCAUUUAUUAGCUUGUUUGGAUACCCUUACACAAGCACAAGAUGAAAAUCUGUCUAUAGUAGAAGAGAAUGAGUGUAAUCAAUCGACACACGGGAAAGUGUACAGUCGUGAAGACUUCGUCACGGUUAACAGAUUUGAAAGUCAUGGUGGUGGUUGGGGCUAUUCUGCACAUUCAAUUGAAGCUAUUAGAUUUAUGCCCGAUACUGAUAUUUUGCUAGGAGGAUAUGGUUUAUUUGGAGGCCGAGGAGAAUACACGGCCAAAAUAAAACUUUUUGAUAUUGGGAUGGAUGGUGGGGAUCAAGAGAACGACGGCGAACUUUUAGCAGAGUCAGAAGAAAUACCGUAUGAAUGUGGGCCUAGACAAAAGUAUUCUAUCUUAUUUUACGAACCAAUUUCACUACAAGCAAAUCGGUGGUAUGUAGCAUGGGCCAAAGUGAACGGACCGUCUAGCGACUGUGGGUCUGGUGGCCAAGGAAUGGUCACAGCUGAAGAUCAAGUUAUGUUUUAUUUUAAAUCAUCGAAGAGAUCUAAUAACGGGACAGAUGUAAACGCUGGACAAAUUCCACAAUUAUUAUAUCGAAUUGUUACACCAGAGAAUCAGACUCCUAAUAGGCAGAGAGAUCAAGUUGAACCAGUUUACGUAUUAAAAAGGGAUUUCAGUAGAACUGUGACUAAAGAAUGCUUUCAAUCAUUGAUAUCUCUUUUCCAAUGGAGUUGGAAUACAUUAAAGGCAGCACUGAAUGAUACCAUGGUUCACACCAUUUCCUCUCACACUUUACUUGAAGUGGAGCGUUUAGUUUAUAUUAGUAAAGCUAGCUUGCGAUUACUUAGAACUUACACUAAUGAAAUAUAUCCUAAUCAAGUGGGGAAGAAGACUCCAGCUGAAUCAGUUCGGUUAGCAGAGUGUAUAGGAGAAGUACGCGCAUUACUACAUCAAAUUUUAUCAGAUACCGUGCCAUUAAAUGCAAAAAGCAAAGGAAAACUACGAUCAAGUAAAAGUCCUGAUACUUUAAAUAAUAAGAUGACAAACAGUAUAUUAGACGAAUGUCACAAAACAUUUGUAGCGUGUUAUCAUGCAUUUUACCCAACAGCAUAUUUGAAGUGGACGUGCCUGUGCGAGUUAUUGUCAGAAAUUGACAGAGAACAAGGGAGGUCUACGAAAGAUCGAUUGUUAUCGGCUGUUUUAGCUGCCUUAUGCAAUCCUACCAUUCGUCUCCGAUGUACUUUCCCCAUUUUAAACAACGUCAUGGACAGUAGCGAUAGCAUAAAACAGCAGCUAAGUCCAUCCGACAAUACGGGCUUAUUGAUGAUUAACUCGACUGAAAGUCAUCAGUACCCAAUUUUGGUCGAACAGAUCAGUUACAAGUCUCAAGUGGAAAGUUCUGGCAAAGAAACUCUGAAUUGGUCAUUUCGCGACGUACUCGAUAGACUGUUGGAUUUGAUUUUAGUACCUGUGAAGAAAAACCUUUGUAGAAAGAAGGCUCAAUCACUGCCAGAGUUGGUACUUCAUUGUUGUUAUUUGUUAGCGCGAGUGAUUGCCGAGCUGGCGGUGCAAUCCAGCGGGAACGAGGAUGAACUUCAAGCCGCUUGUGGCAGGCUUAUGUACACUACACCUUCGAGAUUUACUCGCGUAAAUCAAACAAGAUCGUGGAACACCGGUAACGGUUCUCCAGAUGCAAUUUGUUUCUCGGUUGACAGACCUGGCAUUGUUAUUGCUGGAGUCGGAAUCUAUGGCGGUGUUGGAAUGUACGAUUACGAAUUAGAACUCCUUGACGAUCAAAAUAAUACAGGUAAUGAUCCAUCACAUACUCAACGUUGGAGUAGUUUGGAUUUUACACGCGGCUCUUUCGGGCCAGAUGAUUGUGUUAACGACAUAGUAGAAUUAAAAUUUGAUAAGCCCGUACCCAUUAAGGAAAAUGUUAAGUACGCUAUUAGACUGAGAAAUCGGGGCGGACGCACAAGUAAUGGUGAUGGUGGGCUGAGCGUGGUUAAAGGACCUGACGGAACUACGUUCACCUUUACGGCUUGUUCCCUAAGUUUCAACGGCACAACGCAGACCAGAGGCCAAAUACCACAUAUUCUCUAUUAUUCGAAUCCUCAAGACUCCGAUGGCCAACAUACGAGUAAAGCGAUGGCCGAGGUACAAGCAAGAAAAUGUGCCCUUGCAAUGACAGCUACAAUUAUUCAGAGAUCGAACGAGAUCUUUGCCUUAGCGAGAGAAAGGGCAGAAGAAGUGGUAGCUGCUGAGGUUCUCGGGAAUGCAACGUUCGUGACAACUCUUCUACCAUUGGUUAUGGCACAUAUUAUUCUCCUCGCAACAUCGGAUCCGCGGAGUGGAGUUCAAGUUCUUACACUGAUACAAGAGAUGUUACCUCAUGUUGCGGCCCUUAAUUUACUAUCGGGAUCGUCUGAAGUGUCUCAAGACAGCGAAGUUCAGUCUCAUGCCCCUGCGCCCAUAACUACUAGUCAUCACUAUACCUGGUUGGAAAGUGAACAUCCUUAUAAACCGGCUACAGUUUCUCGCUAUAAAGUCACUUUUCCGAAAACGGUCAAGUGGUUAACUAUCGAAUUUACCCCAGACUGUGGCACAGCUCAGCCAGAAGAUUACUUGCAAUUGUACAUUCCAAAUAUAAUUUCAUUUUCUGGAAUGAACUCGACAGCAGAUAAUGUACCCUUGCCUGUGUUGCACAAACUAAGCAAUGUACAAAAUCAAUGGCCUCAAAAUGCGAUUUUAUUACCAGGGCAUGAAGUUAUAUUCUCAUUAGAAACAGCCUCGGAUUACAUGAGAAAUGAUAGAGCAAUCACGUAUGGGUUUAAGUGCUUAGUUAUUGGAUACGAUUGGAUAACAUCAGGCAAUGGUUUGAAAAAUCUUGAAAUUGAACUAUCGUUCCUUGGCGGAGCCUGUGCUGCGAGUCUCAUGAAGAGAAAUCUUGCAUUACCACCUGUGUCUAAUGAAGAAGUAGAAGAGGAUUUGGAGCUGAUGCAAGAAACCGCGAAGAGGAUCUUCUCCGUGCACUCGACACUACUUGGACGAGGAUUCGCUCUGGCUUCGCCCCCGACGGUGUCCCAGGCUCUCGACGGAGUUCUUCCAUUCAGGUAAGUGCCAAGCCACA